CGCGGUAUAAAUACGCCGGGUCGACCCGCGGCGGAGUAUUCCCGCCCGGACCGCGACACCCGACAUGGCGCCCUCCUGGAGGUUGCUCGCGGGUCUGACGCUACUGACGUUGGCGGCGCUGGUGUCGGGACAGGUGACGUUCAGCCGCGACUGGUCGGGGGGCAAGCGCUCGCCGGCCGCGCUCUUCGACUGCGGCCAGUUCGCCAGGAUCUGCAGACACUUCCUGCACGACCUGCGCAGCGCGAUGUCGCCCGCGCCGGGCGGACACAAGCCGCGCGACGACGACCUGCCGCAGAAGCCGGAGCGCUACGACGACGACGAGUGACGACACAACCCUAGGACAUAAAAUAUGAUAUAA
Aricia agestis (brown argus) is the source of this 358-nucleotide messenger RNA. RefSeq lists its product as uncharacterized. Lineage: Eukaryota; Metazoa; Arthropoda; Insecta; Lepidoptera; Lycaenidae. The record is from RefSeq and is a predicted model, not a curated record. The coding region runs from base 65 to 325 and encodes 86 amino acids. The transcript has 3 exons. Gene Ontology annotation, molecular function: hormone activity. Gene Ontology annotation, cellular component: extracellular region.